AUGAGGCCAUCCGAGUCGUACAGACGUUACAGUGAAAAAGGGAAUUUUACCCAUGAUAAAUCCCCAAAACCAAGGGACAGUGUCAACAGGCACCAAGGGACAGUGUCGACAGGGACCAAGGGACAGUGUCAACAGGGACCAAGGGACAGUGUCGACAGGCACCAAGGGACAGUGUCGACAGGGACCAAGGGACAGUGUCGACAGGCACCAAGGGACAGUGUCGACAGGGACCAAGGGACAGUGUCGACAGGGACCAAGGGACAGUGUCGACAGGCACCAAGGGACAGUGUCGACAGGCACCAAGGGACUGUGUCGACAGGGACCAAGGGACAGUGUCGACAGGGACCAAGGGACAGUGUCGACAGGGACCAAGGGACAGUGUCGACAGGGACCAAGGGACAGUGUCGACAGGGACCAAGGGACAGUGUCGACAGGCACCAAGGGACUGUGUCGACAGGCACCAAGGGACUGUGUCGACAGGGACCAAGGGACAGUGUCGACAGGGACCAAGGGACAGUGUCGACAGGCACCAAGGGACAGUGUCGACAGGGACCAAGGGACAGUGUCAACAGGGACCAAGGGACAGUGUCGGCAGGGACCAAGGGACAGUGUCGACAGGCACCAAGGGACAGUGUCGACAGGCACCAAGGGACAGUGUCGACAGGGACCAAGGGACAGUGUCGACAGGCACCAAGGGACUGUGUCGACAGGGACAGUGUCGACAGGGACCAAGGGACAGUGUCGACAGGGACCAAGGGACAGUGUCGACAGGCACCAAGGGACUGUGUCGACAGGCACCAAGGGACAGUGUCGACAGGGACCAAGGGACAGUGUCGACAGGGACCAAGGGACAGUGUCGACAGGCACCAAGGGACAGUGUCGACAGGGACCAAGGGACAGUGUCGACAGGCACCAAGGGACUGUGUCGACAGGGACCAAGUUACUGUGUCGACAGGGACCAGGGACUGUGUCGACAGGGACCAAGGGACAGUGUCGACAGGCACCAAGGGACUGUGUCGACAGGCACCAAGGGACUGUGUCGACAGGGACCAAGGGACAGUAUCGACAGGGACCAAGGGACAGUGUCGACAGGGACCAUGGGACAGUGUCGACAGGCACCAAGGGACUGUGUCGACAGGGACCAAGGGACUGUGUCGACAGGCACCAAGGGACUGUGUCGACAGGGACCAAGGGACAGUGUCGACAGGGACCAUGGGACAGCGUCGACAGGCACCAAGGGACUGUGUCGACAGGGACCAAGGGACAGUGUCGACAGGGACCAAGGGACAGUGUCGACAGGCACCAAGGGACUGUGUCGACAGGGACAGUGUCGACAGGGACCAAGGGACAGUGUCGACAGGGACCAAGGGACAGUGUCGACAGGCACCAAGGGACUGUGUCGACAGGCACCAAGGGACUGUGUCGACAGGGACCAAGGGACAGUGUCGACAGGGACCAAGGGACAGUGUCGACAGACACCAAGGGACUGUGUCGACAGGGACCAGGGACUGUGUCGACAGGGACCAAGGGACUGUGUCGACAGGGACCAGGGACUGUGUCGACAGGGACCAGGGACUGUGUCGACAGGGACCAAGGGACUGUGUCGACAGGGACCAAGGGAAUGUGUCGACAGGGACCAAGGGAAUGUGUCGACAGGGACCAAGGGACUGUGUCGACAGGCACCAAGGGACUGUGUCGACAGGCACCAAGGGACUGUGUCGACAGGCACCAAGGGACUGUGUCGACAGGCACCAAGGGACUGUGUCGACAGGCACCAAGGGACUGUGUCGACAGGGACCAAGGGACAGUGUCGACAGGCACCAAGGGACAGGGACCAAGGGACAGUGUCGACAGGCACCAAGGGACAGGGACCAAGGGACAGUGUCGACAGGCACCAAGGGACAGGGACCAAGGGACAGUGUCGACAGGCACCAAGGGACAGGGACCAAGGGACAGUGUCGACAGGCACCAAGGGACAGGGACCAAGGGACAGUGUCGACAGGCACCAAGGGACAGGGACCAAGGGACAGUGUCGACAGGCACCAAGGGACAGGGACCAAGGGACAGUGUCGACAGGCACCAAGGGACAGGGACCAAGGGACAGUGUCGACAGGCACCAAGGGACAGGGACCAAGGGACAGUGUCGACAGGGACCAAGGGACAGUGUCGACAGGCACCAAGGGACAGGGACCAAGGGACAGUGUCGACAGGCACCAAGGGACAGUGUCGACAGGCACCAAGGGACAGUGUCGACAGGCACCAAGGGACAGGCACCAAGGGACAGUGUCGACAGGCACCAAGGGGUACAACUUCCCAAAUUUGGGAGCAAUAUCCGCCAGGGGAUGA
This is a messenger RNA of Procambarus clarkii (red swamp crayfish), 2346 nucleotides long. The record is from RefSeq and is a predicted model, not a curated record. Lineage: Eukaryota; Metazoa; Arthropoda; Malacostraca; Decapoda; Cambaridae.